AUGGCAGCUGCGGUCGUCACCCCUUGGACAGUGGAGGGGGAUGUGGACUACGACAAGCUUAUCAAGGAGUUUGGGAGCCAUCCGAUCGACGAAGCACUGCUUGACCGAUUGGAGCGGGUCAUUGGAAAGAAGCCGCAUCACUUCCUGCGCCGCGGCAUCUUCUUCUCCCACCGCGAUUUGAACCUUCUGCUGGACGUGUACGAGUCUGGCCAGCCGUUCUAUCUUUAUACCGGGCGAGGUCCUAGUAGUGACUCCAUGCACCUGGGACAUCUGAUUCCAUUCAUGUUCACCAAAUGGCUGCAGGAGGCGUUUAAAGUACCUCUCGUGAUCCAGAUGACAGAUGAUGAAAAGUUUUACUUUCGAAACAUAACCAUCGAACAGAUCGAGACCAUGACGACGGAGAACAUCAAAGAUAUCAUCGCCAUGGGCUUCGACCCGGAGCUAACUUUUAUCUUCCGUAAUUUUGACUACAUGGGGCACAUGUAUCGAACAGUGGCACAAAUCGAGCGGACCUUCACGGCGAGUCAAGUGCGCGGUUGCUUCGGCUUCAAGAUGGAGGACAACUGUGGGCGUUGGAUGUUCCCUGCGAUUCAGGCGGCACCGUCCUUUUCUGCCGCAUUCCCGCACAUAUUUCCGCCGUCAAUGGGCAAUGUGUUCUGCCUGGUUCCACAGGCCAUCGACCAGGACCCCUACUUCCGCCUGACGCGUGAUAUUGCCUCACGCCUGGGUUACUUGAAGCCGGCGGUGAUUCACUCAAAGUUCUUCCCCGGCCUCAGCGGAUCCAAGGGGAAGAUGAGCUCCUCCACAGGGGCCGCAGUGCAGCUCACGGACACAGAAAAGAUGGUGAAGGAGAAGAUCAACAAACACGCUUUCAGUGGCGGUGGUGCGACGAAGGAGGAACAGUUUGUUCUUGGCGCCAACACCGACGUUGACAUCCCCAUUCAGUGGUUAAACUUCUUUCUCGAGGAUGAUGAGGCCCUGGCGCAGAUACGGAAGGACUACAUGCUUGGGCGCGUCAUGACGGGCGAGGUGAAGAAGUUGCUGAUUGGCACCUUGUCAGAUAUCAUCAAACGCCACCAGGAGGCGCGGAAGAAGGUGACCGACAAUGAUGUACGGUUGUUUUCAAGCAUCCGUCCCAUUGGACCUGCAAAGCAGCAACAGCAGCAGAAUUCUUAA
Molecule: messenger RNA, 1176 nt
Organism: Trypanosoma grayi
Lineage: Eukaryota; Euglenozoa; Kinetoplastea; Trypanosomatida; Trypanosomatidae
Product: tryptophanyl-tRNA synthetase
Exons: 1
Coding region: 1-1176 (391 amino acids)
Biological process (GO): tryptophanyl-tRNA aminoacylation
Cellular component (GO): cytoplasm
Molecular function (GO): ATP binding; tryptophan-tRNA ligase activity
Source: RefSeq, a predicted model, not a curated record